UCUCACCUACCCUUCUCUCCUAUAAAAGAACACGUUUAUCUCGCAAAACAAUUAUCAGUUUGCAUAAAUCUUUCAUUCCUCAGCUUCUCGGUAUCCAAAAUUCAUUCACAAUUGUGAUCCUCUCGAUUAUUUCUCAAAAUUCUCGGCCAAAAUGAUGUCCGCAAAGAGUAGCGAUCGAGAAGCAGAAGUAAGAGCAUUUGAUGAAACAAAAUUAGGAGUUAAGGGAAUUGUUGAUGCUGGUGUUACAACCAUUCCCUCCAUCUUCAUUAACCCAAUUUCUAAACGACUCCCACCUCCGAAACCAAACUCCACUGGUUGUGAUGGCCAGUUUAAUUUUCCAGUCAUUGAUCUUCGCGCUAGUGAAAAUGGUUUAGACCACUGGAAGAAGGUUGUUGAGGAGAUUCGAGAAGCUUCAGAGACAUGGGGUUUUUUCCAAGUGAUAAACCAUGGGAUUCCAGACACCGUUUUGGAUGAGAUAUUGAAAGGAGUAAAAGGGUUUUUUGAGCUAGAUAAUGAGGUGAAGAAAGGUUACUAUUCAAGAGACUUUGCCAAUGAUAAGUUUGCUUAUCAUUGUAAUGCUGAUCUUUAUAGUGCAGUUGCAGUUAACUGGAGGGAUAGUUUUCUUUGUUAUAUGGCUCCCAAUCCUCCUACUCCCGAUGAAAUACCUCCAGUUUGCAGGGAGAUACUAAUAGAAUAUUCAAAGCAAGUAAUGAAGUUGGGAAAAAUGUUGUUCGAGAUACUAUCAGAGGCAUUAGGAUUGCAACAAUGUCACCUACUUGAUAUGGGUUGUCUUGAUGGGCUAAGUAUCUUAGGUCAUUAUUAUCCAGCUUGUCCGCAACCUGAAUUGACUAUCGGUACCCCAAAACAUGCCGAUGGUUCUUAUAUAACUAUUUUGUUGCAAGACCAACUUGGUGGCCUGCAAGUUCUUCACCAGAACCAUUGGGUUGAUGUUCCUCCUGGGGCAUUAGUUGUUAAUAUCGGGAAUGCUUUACAGAUUGCAUCAAAUGACAAGUUUAAAAGUGUGGAACAUCGAGUACCCGCUAAGUAUGCAGGACCAAGAAUAUCCAUUGCAUCCUUUUUUAGCACAUUUUAUCUAGAGACAACACAAAAAUACGGACCUAUCAAGGAAUUACUAUCUGAUGAAAAUCCUCCAAAAUAUCGCGAGAUCACGAUGAAAGAGUAUUCUAUUUACAACAUGAAAAAAGGACUUGAUGAAACCUCUAACCUCGAUUAUUUUAGGAUAUGAUUUGCAUUGAAGUUCGUGUUUCUCUACAUCGAGGUGUGUCAAAGUAUUUUGUCAAAUAAGAGACCAUUGUAGUUCUUCCAACUUGGUUAAGUUUGUUUUAGACAAUUUAGUUUAAGAAACUAUUGCGGUGUUUUAAUUUGUAUUCGUCUGUUUCGUUCAUGUCAAUCGAAUUUUUGGGAAUUUUCCUUAUAAUAUUCAAAAUCAUAUUUAAUUUUGA
This is a messenger RNA of Spinacia oleracea (spinach), 1463 nucleotides long. RefSeq names its product 1-aminocyclopropane-1-carboxylate oxidase homolog 1. The transcript is spliced from 3 exons. The record is from RefSeq and is a predicted model, not a curated record. Lineage: Eukaryota; Viridiplantae; Streptophyta; Magnoliopsida; Caryophyllales; Amaranthaceae. The coding region runs from base 152 to 1246 and encodes 364 amino acids.